Molecule: messenger RNA, 1634 nt
Organism: Cuscuta epithymum
Lineage: Eukaryota; Viridiplantae; Streptophyta; Magnoliopsida; Solanales; Convolvulaceae
Source: the annotation of a GenBank genome assembly
GGGGAAUGUUGAUGAGAUAGGGAGCGACAUGCCUAAUUUUAACAUAUUUGGAUUUGAAUCUCAAAAAGAAAGUGAAGAAGGAAAUCAAGAAAAGCUGAGGCCUGAAAAUGAUAUAGAAGAUGACACUGAGAUGGAAGAGCAUGGAGAAGAAAAUGAAACAGAAGACUGCAAAAAGGAAGAAGAGAAGAUAGGAGAAAAAGAACAAGAGGCAAGCACUGAGGUAGAAGAGCAGAGGGAAGAAAUCCAGACAGAAGUCAACAAUCAGGAAGGACAAAAAGGAGUAGUGAAUGAUGAGAAGCAAAUGACAAAUGAUGCAACAAGCUAUGAUAUGUGGGGAAUGGGAUCCCAAGAAAAUUCACAGUUUGUGAAAGAGCUGUGCAACAGUGUGGAUCUAAUUGAAAAAGAGGCAUUACUGAGAAAGUCUGAAGGAAAACCCCCUACAAACAUUCCUACUGUGGUAAAAUACUAAUUAUUUUUUAAAUAUUAAAAUUUAUUCAUUUAAAUGUAUAAUAACUUGUCCAAAUUUAACAGUUGAGGGAAAAGAGAAUUGCUAAAUCACCCACAAGGUACACACCGGCAGGACAAACCGCGGAUGCUAAAAGGAGAAGGAAGGAAAAGGCAAAGAAAAGAACACACGAAGAAUUUUUGCCGCCUUCAAGAAAAAUUUAUGGCCCAUUCUCUGAAGACCCCACUGACACACCACCUGCAGAUCAAAUGCAGCGACUGGCAAACUUUUUAAGCAUUGGAAUGCUAAAAUAUAGAAAGAAGGCUGAAAAAGACAGAAGAUAUAGGGCUGAUGAAGAAAAUAUGCAUGGCAUUCCGAUGUUGCUGGAUAUAAUGAAAAUUGAGUCAAAAACUUGGCUAUACAACCUGUAUUCCAAUGAGCAGUGGCUAAAUGACCAGCAUAUGGAAGUAGGAAUGUACUAUUUGAGUGUCAAAAGGCUUCAAUACAAACUCAAACAACAGUAUGCCACAAACAGAGCGUUCUUUAUACAAAUACUAAGGCGUGAACAUGAGAAAAUUCUGAAGGGUCAAGGAACUGUUCACGAAGCUGCAGAUGAUGAUGAGAUUAUGCACAGUGUGCAAGGAAGUACAUCAAAGUUUGCCCUACACUGGUGUGAUUGCCAAUUUGUGUACUUCCCUUUAAACACUGGUCAACAUUGGGUGUUACUUGUGCUGGACAUCAAGAACAGAAAGGUUAGAGUUUACAACUCUAGUUCUCGAAGGGGAGAUUCACUGAAAGAUAUCCGACCAUUCAUCCCAUGCAUCAAAGUCUUGCUUCCUAAAAUAAUGGACUACUACAAUGUGCAUGCUAAUUCUGGAGAGGAGCCAAUGGGAGGGAAAGAAUUACAAAUAGAAGCUGUAGAAAGCUGCCCACAACAGACUAACGCGGGGGACUGUGGAAUGUUUGUACUCAAGAUUGCUGAAUUCCUAAUCAUGGAUAUGGAGCUUGAUGGAAUAGAUGCUGAUGAAAUGCCAAUGUUUAGGCAAAAAAUGGCGACAGAGCUUGUUAUGUAUAGUGAAAAGAGAAUGAGUGAGGCUAAAGGAGUGCAGAUGCCAAAGUUUAUAAGGGAAUAAUGAUACAAUGACAAGAUGUGUUUCUGCAUAUGUUGCAAGACAUGUGUCAUUCAGAC